AUGUUCAGCAAGGUCACCAUCGCUCUCGUCGCUGCCGCCAUGGCAUUCGUGCAGGUCCGUGGCGAGUCCCAUACUGUAACUUUCACCAACGACUGUGGCUAUGGAACUCCUUACUUGUGGGGGCCUGACGGCGUUCUCCUCUCCACUGGUAGUCCUUACACCAGUAAUGGCCCUGCCGAUGGUUUGAUCGCUUACUUGCAGAUUGGCCCGUGUGGCAACAAUGGUGAAAAUUGCACUUUGGUCGAGGCAUCGCUUAACAAUGCUGGUGGAAGUAGUGCAGAUAUCUCGCUUAUUCCUCCGCACUCGUUCACUGUAGCGAGCGGGUUUGACUAUUACAAUGGUUGCGAUGGUCAAGGCACAGACUGCACUGAUAACGACUGCCCCGACGCCUUCCGCGAGCCGAACCAGACCGGGUUUGAAGUUGUCUGCUUGGCCGCUAACGUCGACCUGAACAUCAAAUUCUGCGACUGA
Fibroporia radiculosa is the source of this 471-nucleotide messenger RNA. RefSeq lists its product as uncharacterized. Bases 1 to 471 code for a protein of 156 amino acids. NCBI's taxonomy places the organism in Eukaryota, Fungi, Basidiomycota, Agaricomycetes, Polyporales, Fibroporiaceae. The record is from RefSeq and is a predicted model, not a curated record. The transcript is spliced from 9 exons.